UCUCUCUCUCUCUCAUUCUUUCUCUGACGAACAAAGAAGAAGAAGAAUAUAAAUUUCUGUGCUUGUUCUCUAUCUGCGUCUUUAUCAGUUGCGGGUAGAGAUGGCAGUAGAGAAUAAAGUUCAUUUGGUUAGUUCCUACCCUUAGAGCUACCCAAUAUUCGCGCCUCCUUUUUUCCCGCCCAAAUCUUGUCCACCAAUUCAGCUCAAUCCGACAGUGAGAGACAACGAGAGCUACGAUGUUGAAUAUAUUUUUCUUACAAAGUUAAUGAAAACAAUAUUUGUUCAUUAGGGUUUUUGUUUUGUUUUGUUUUGUUUAUUUUCCUCCCUCUCUCUCUCCUGCUUUCCCUCCUUAUAUAACCCUACUUGUUCUCCUUUCUUCUUCUCGGCUUUUCCUUUCCUUCUAUUCUCUUCAUGGGGAUCUGAUCCGACAACUGGACAGAAAACAGUUUCUGUGGGAGGGCAAAAAGCAAUCGGGUUCAAUUCCCGAGGAAAUUUCCUUACAAUUACUUUUCUUUUUCUUGUUUGAUAUAGGAGCUUCCAGUAGUGUAUACCUGGAGUCAAUUAGAGCUGCACCUAGUUUAGCUCAUCAUUCUAUUUUUGGAGUCAAGGGUUUAGAUUCUUCUACUCAGGGAAGAUUCAAUCAACCUAGAUCUGUGGUUUGCAAAGUCUUGAGAUCUUGGUUUUGCUUGAUCUGAAUCAAGAUUCAGCAGCAGGAGACAUGAACACUUUUUCACAUGUUCCUCCCGGUUUCCGGUUCCAUCCCACCGAUGAAGAACUAGUUGAUUACUACCUCAGGAAAAAAGUUAAUUCAAGAAGGAUUGACCUAGAUGUCAUUAAAGAUGUCGACCUCUAUAAAAUCGAGCCAUGGGACCUUCAAGAAAUAUGCCGAAUAGGGACAGAAGAUCAAAACGAAUGGUACUUUUUUAGCCAUAAAGAUAAGAAGUAUCCAACUGGGACUCGCACUAAUAGAGCCACUGCAGCUGGAUUUUGGAAAGCAACAGGCAGAGACAAAGCAAUCUAUUCCAAGCACGACUUGAUUGGAAUGAGGAAGACCUUAGUCUUUUACAAAGGUCGUGCUCCAAACGGACAGAAAUCAGACUGGAUUAUGCACGAGUACCGCCUUGAAACGGAUGAAAAUGGGACUGCUCAUCAGGAAGAAGGUUGGGUUGUGUGCAGGGUGUUCAAGAAGAGAAUAACAACUGUCCGGAAAGCGAGCGAGCAUGAAUCAAGCAGCUGGUAUGAUGACCAGGUUUCUUUCAUGCAUGAGGAGGAUUCGCCAAAUCAAAACUCACAGCCUGAGUUGGCCUAUCACCUCUCUUACUCGUGCAAGAAAGAGUUGGAUUUGCAGUAUCAUAAUCAGGUUGCCAGCAGCCAUGAUCACUUCCUUCAACUGCCACUUCUACAAAGCCCUAAACUGCUGAAAGCUGCCACUGUCUAUGGACUAGACAUAAACCAGGCAAGCACUCUGCAAUCCUCAUCUCUUUCACAGGAAGAACAAACACGUGACCAAAGCUUGCAUUCCCUCUAUGGUCACCAAAAUAAUAAUGGGCAAGCAGUUGAUCCAGUGACGGAUUGGAGAGUGCUAGACAAGUUUGUUGCUUCUCAACUAAGCCAAGAUGACUUGCCUAAAGAAAAUAAUACCUACUCAAAUGCAACCAACAACAUCUUCCACUCAUCAGAUCAGACAAAUAUGCUUGCUAGACACUUGAGCAAGCAAGAAACCACGCCGGAAAAUGCUUCGACGUCGACCUCUGGUUGUCAAAUUGAGUUAUGGAAGUGACAGAUGUCCUUUCUAAUAAAAUAUGCAACAGUAUAUACACUGAUCAUAGAAUGAUGAGGUAAUUAAAGGGAAAAUAUUAUGAUAUAAUUAAGUUUCUGUACAUAAUAAAAAUUAAAAACGCUAUAACUUAAUUUGACUUUGUUUUCCUAGUGUUAAGUUAAUUAACACCACCAUAUUAGCUAGUGAUCAGUCGUAAAAUUCAUGUUCCUUGUAAGAUGAAGUACCAUUAGGGUGGACUGUGAAAUGGAGUGACAGCAUUCAUGUUUGUAUUCAAAGGCAUUUUAAUUAAUGUAGCCAGUGGUCUAGCGACCACAUGUGCUGUUUAUGGAAUUAAUCGACCUCCUGGUCGAUUAAAGUGACAUGUUUGUACUCUCAACUUGGUGUGAAACAGUAUUAGAAUAAAAGACCUUUGUUUUCUCCCACUA
Hevea brasiliensis (rubber tree) is the source of this 2205-nucleotide messenger RNA. Its product is annotated as NAC domain-containing protein 7. Bases 719 to 1780 code for a protein of 353 amino acids. Gene Ontology annotation, molecular function: DNA binding. NCBI's taxonomy places the organism in Eukaryota, Viridiplantae, Streptophyta, Magnoliopsida, Malpighiales, Euphorbiaceae. Gene Ontology annotation, biological process: regulation of DNA-templated transcription. The transcript has 4 exons. The record is from RefSeq and is a predicted model, not a curated record.